AUGAACGCUGUGGCUGAGGUAGUGCGUGAGGCUGCAGUAGCAGCGGCUAGGGCUGUUGAUCGUCUUGGAGUGAGAAAUGAGAAUGAGAAUGAGCAUGGGGAAGAUAGUCGAAAUGAUGAGAAUAACUUGGGGCAUUUCGAAAGACCUAUCACCCUUGCAACUUUUCUGAAGGUUAAACCACCUAAGUUUAAAGGUACACUCGUUGCGACUGAUGCUGACAACUGGUUUCGAGCUAUCGAACGAUCACUGCGAGCACAGCAUGUUCCGGAAGGCCAACACGUGGAGUUCGCUACUUAUAUGCUGGAAGGAGAAGCUGAGCAUUGGUGGCAGGGGAUACAGCGACUGUUGCAACAAGAUGAAGGCGUUAUUCCUUGGAAUACUUUUAAGGAUGAAUUUUAUAAGAAGUAUUUUCUGAGGGCAGCUCGUGAUGCUAAGGAGAUGGAACUUAUGCAGCUGAAACAGGGUAACAUAACUAUUGCAGAAUAUGCCCAUAAGUUUGAUGACUUGUGCCGUUUCUCCAUGAUCUGCCAAGGGAAUCCUGCUGACUUUGAAGAAUGGAAGUGUUUGAAGUUCGAAGGGGGCCUUCGUGAGGAUCUGAUGAGUUCAGUAGUUCCAUUGGAGAUACAAAAUUUUGCUGAGCUGGUUAAUAAGUGUAAGUUAGUAGAAGAAUGUGCUAAGAAGGUUGGUAACAUCCCUACUCGCCCUACGGGUGGAAACGGAGGUAGACCAAGGCAGGAUAAUGGUAAACGACCUCAACAGGCACAAGUGAAUAUUGCAUGUAGGCAGUGUGGAAAGGAUCAUGGUACCAGGCCUUGCCAAAUCAGAACAUUUACUUGUUACAAUUGUGGGGAACCGGGACACUUGGCGAGGAGUUGCCCAAAAGGACUUUCUCGAAAUCCAAUACGAACCUAG
Arachis ipaensis is the source of this 912-nucleotide messenger RNA. RefSeq lists its product as uncharacterized. The record is from RefSeq and is a predicted model, not a curated record. Gene Ontology annotation, molecular function: nucleic acid binding; zinc ion binding. NCBI's taxonomy places the organism in Eukaryota, Viridiplantae, Streptophyta, Magnoliopsida, Fabales, Fabaceae.